AUGAACUCGAAUUCAAGGACAGCAUCGGAUGCACCUGGCUACAACGAGACAGAUGAAGGUAGUGGAGAUAGCGGAGUCAUGGCUACCGGUCCUAGUAGAGACGCUGUCAAGAAGAUGGAUCAGAUCAUACAGAAUUUCCACACAAAAGCUGCCAUAGUUGUCCUUCAGACUCGAAUGUCCUUGCCUUUCAUGAUCAACAAGGACGGAUCAAAAAAGGUCAACAGAUGGUUCCAAAUCGAGACCGAUGAUACAAGCAGUUUCCGGGAGGAGUUGAGUCUGUGGAGAAGCUGUGGAGGAUACCAAGACCGGCCUCUACCUCUCAUAAUCGAAAUAUACCUCGACACAUCAAGCUUGACGAGCAGCCAGAGUUUAGUCAUUGUUGACGAUCAAGGCAAGCGGUGGGAUGUAUUGGAUGCGUUGAAUCGCUCGAGCGGUUCCAAUGAUGGAGGCACACGGAAGCGGAAGACUGAAGUGGUUUUGGAGCGGUGGAAGUUCGAACUUAAAGAUCUCCCAGGAGAAAGGAUAUACGACUUUGGUUCUACUCUGCCCACCGUGUAUAAGAUGUGCAUUGUCUUCUUCCGCACGUUGUAUACGACAACCAAACUUCUACCGGCAUGGAAGUUCGCAAAGAGCAUGGGGAAGAGCAAUUCAAACAACUCACUUCGAAUUAGCUGUCGAAUAUUGACCGAUGAUGCCCAACCCAACCGCUUCGAUGCGCUUACUCAUCCACUCUAUGAGAAUGGGGGCGCAGUUACAUCGGAAUGCCCUCUCGGCACGACCGAGACUCCUGUAGGACAACUCUCAGGCGUAGUCACAUACCGAAAUGAUUGUAGUUUUCGCGUGGAUGACUCGGAAGCACUGCUCAGCUCACGCUUUAUGGGCGCUGAUGAGCACUUCUUCCAACCUUCGUUAGGAGUAAAAGCCAAAGAUCGCCAUGGCAUCCCCAAAGCUACUGAAGUCGGAUCCUUGCCCGCCCAUCGACAACAUUUUGAUAACCCAGAACCUAUUCAAGCAUACGGAAGUCUCUCUACAUUUCAUGGCGAUGCCCCUCCACGAGGAUCAAGCCCAAUUUCGGCUCUUAGGGCUAACAAGACCAUGGGAUCGGACACAAGUUCCCCUCCCGCUGGAUCUGUACCUAAGACCAGGCCAUUACAGACCUCAAGAGCGUCAUUAAUUUCCAUGGAGGGUAUCACAAUGGCUAGAAGACCAUCUGUGUCCUUCCAGCCGUUCAAGGCAGGGUCGUUAUCGUCAUCUCCAGGCCGGGUGACGCCUGUUCAGAAUCCAGGCGACAUGCUUCCUCCGCCCUCACCACAAUCUCUCCCAAGGACCUCUGGCAUCAGUGCUUUGACUCAGGCCCGGAAUCGUUCAUCUCUCACUGCAGGUAUGCCGGCAACAUUGAGAGGUGGCCCUGUCGUACCAGACACUACUGUGGCGUCAAUGUCAAGCUCACCAAGACCUACGCCACUCAGCAAGUAUAGUAGCAGCUUUGGUCACAGACGCGGCAGAUCAUCCUUUGGUGGCGCGAGCAGAUUACUUGACGAUGAUCAGGGUAGCAGUGGAAAGCAAAGCUUGUCCUCCUCUGUACAACCUGGCUCUGGUAUCCUUACGGAAGCAGGUGCUGGGGCAAGUUCAGACUCAUUGCAGACUGACGAUGACAACAUCUCGGAAUUCUUAAAGUUGCUUGACAGCAAGAAGAAUCUACAGAGUUUUGAACCAUCGGGCGAAGCUUCAACAAAGCGAACGAGUGCCCAGCUGUCAAAAUUCCAAUCGAUGCGAGAGUCACACAAUGCUUUGACUGAGUCUAUGUCCUCAUCAACUAUGUUACACCGCUCGUCAAGCUCGUCAAGCAGGCAACUAUCAAGUGUGCCCCCAAUGGUUGCAGCCACAUCGAUGUCCGCAUCCUCCUCACCAGGGAAGCCAGUGUCACCCCAUACUCCACAUACGCCUGCCAUACCUUCAAGAUUAAGUGCAAAUUCUAUAGCAGAUUAUGCUGAGCCUCGAAGGUUGAGUUACAGAAGCAGGACUGCUCCAGAGGUUCCUCUAGAAGAUGUCGCGGAUGAUGAUCAAACUACUGAGCUUGGUACAAAUGCCAUUGACAUCCCUACAUCCCCACGAACGUAUUAUCCCCACGCUAGAAGGUCAAGCUCUGUUGCUCAGCAACACCGAGCCAUUGCAGUGGAGGAAGACUUGGGAGAUCUGCCAUUUGGCGUUCAUAGGAGUAUUAGUCUUGGAGCUGAUGAUCGAGAGCCACCUAGUCUCAGUGCUUUACUCGGACUAGGACAAGCCGCCGAUAACCCAACUUCGCCCACCUCAGAGUCGCCGUCUCGCCUAUUACAGCCAGCACCACAUAUUUUAGAGCCCAAAGCAAUGACUCAUGAAGCAUUAACUUCUCUGGAGGCUCAUGAGACAGGAAAUACUCAGGCUCCUCGCGGCCAAUCUAUGUCAUAUCGUCCAAGAUUAGGUCGAGUUGGUGGGCGCGGCACGACGCCGCCAACAGGCUCUUCUAGUCUCAUCGAGAGAGCUAGUGGAAGUGGGACAAGUGAAAGAGCAGGUGGCAGAUAUAGCUUUACGCGACCAGUAGGCGCAUAUGAAGCUGAUGAUGAACUCCUUUUUCAAAUGAGCGAAAUUGGAAGAGACUCGUCACGAAAGAGUCUUGAGGAGAAUAGAGGAGGCGGCAAUGUUGGGCCGUCAGACCGACGUUAUGAUGUGCAUAGGGGAGGUGAUAGUGGCUCAAGUAGUAGGAGAGGGAGCAGCCACAGAGGAGGCUGGUAA
This is a messenger RNA of Mollisia scopiformis, 2772 nucleotides long. RefSeq lists its product as uncharacterized. The transcript is spliced from 3 exons. Gene Ontology annotation, cellular component: Atg1/ULK1 kinase complex; extrinsic component of membrane; phagophore assembly site. The coding region runs from base 1 to 2772 and encodes 923 amino acids. Gene Ontology annotation, biological process: mitophagy; autophagosome assembly; piecemeal microautophagy of the nucleus. The record is from RefSeq and is a predicted model, not a curated record. NCBI's taxonomy places the organism in Eukaryota, Fungi, Ascomycota, Leotiomycetes, Helotiales, Mollisiaceae.